Hyaloscypha bicolor E is the source of this 1284-nucleotide messenger RNA. Its product is annotated as FAD-binding domain-containing protein. Bases 1 to 1284 code for a protein of 427 amino acids. NCBI's taxonomy places the organism in Eukaryota, Fungi, Ascomycota, Leotiomycetes, Helotiales, Hyaloscyphaceae. The transcript has 6 exons. Gene Ontology annotation, molecular function: FAD binding. The record is from RefSeq and is a predicted model, not a curated record.
AUGCCAUUCUAUGAACAUGAGAAGCAAAGGAACUGGUCGACCCUUUGUUGGCUCCCAUCAGCCUGCUUCUUGAAAACUCAAAAUACUCGAGGAGUGGCACUCGCUUUGAAAAUCGUUACUCGACUUCAAGCACCUUUUGCGGUUCGCUCAGGAGGUCAUUCCCCCAAUCCAAGUUUCGGGAGCAUUGACCCGGGUAUUUUGAUAGACCUGAGCUCGCUCAAUGAUAUUGUCUUGUCCCCGGAUCACAGGGUCAUGUCCGUAGGGCCUGGUGCAAAAUGGGAAAUGAUUUAUGAGGAGCUCGAGAAGCAUGAAUUGACCGUCGCGGGAGGCAGAGCGACCGGUGUGGGUGUUGGAGGACUCAUUACCGGAGGAAUUCGAGUCAAGGAGUUCCCCAAAAAGCCUUUUAACCUUCUGACUGGUAAUCAGGUGGUUUUGGCCAACUCAACUGUUGUCUACGCAAAUGAAACAGAGAAUGCCGAUCUCUUUCGGACUCUGAAGGGCGGAGGAGCAAGCUUUGGUAUGGACAAAGGGACACAAUCUUACCGUGUUUGGUUUUCUCCCAAAGCAUACAGUGCUAUUGACGUCGUUCAAGUUAUGAGUGCAAUCAUCUCGGUUCAGAAAGCAAUGGAAGAAAACGAUAAAAUUGGCUUGGUUGUUUCUGUUCUCAAAGAUAUGUUUGUCGCAUGUUUCCUUUACAGGGGCUGGGAUGUUCCAAAUGCAUUUGAGGCUUUCAACAGUACACCAACAAUGGCGAUCCUUAUGCCCGAGACUAGAGGCACGCAGCAAUCUAUGUCACGGGCCCUCAGUAUUGCUUCGAAUGCGAAACGAGCAUGUGGCGCUGCUUCUGUGAUGAUGGAUGCAGAUCUUUAUGUGGAGCUCGACAAAGUUCUCAAUCGCUUUGUUACCAUUGAUUCCUACUCGCUGGCAUUCCAUAUCCAGCCGUUUGGCGCAUCCGCGGUUAAAAAAGGAGAAGAUCGUAGAGGGAACUCGUUGGGCAUUUCUCCUGUAAACCAAGCAUGGCUGGGCGUUGUUGGAGAAUGGAAAGACGAUAUGGAUGAUGAACUAGUCAUUACCCAAACCCAUCAGCUCAUCUCUUCUAUCGAAGAAACUGCUCGAGCUCGUGGACUCCUUUUAGAGUUCAAGUUCAUGAAUGAUGCAUCUUACACACAAUCUCCGUUCGUGGCAAGCACUCUGAGUUCUCUCAAGGUGGCGAGUGAGAAAUGGGACCCCGAAGGUGUUUUUCAACGGUUGCAGAACUCUGGCUUCCUUGUAUCAAAGGCAUAG